Danio rerio (zebrafish) is the source of this 922-nucleotide messenger RNA. The record is from RefSeq and is a predicted model, not a curated record. NCBI's taxonomy places the organism in Eukaryota, Metazoa, Chordata, Actinopteri, Cypriniformes, Danionidae.
CAGUCCCAUCAAUAUCAGAGGGGUCUUGAACAGACGGAGGCGACUCAGGACAGGCCGAAUCUGCAUCCGUCAUGUUCUUAAUAUUUGAGAGGUCAUGGACACUGAUUGGCUGAGGAUCUUCCCAGACCUGGCCUGGCAGAAACACCAGCUCAGUAUCAACAUGACCUGUGAGGGCCGUCGAGGACUCUGGACGGGCCGGAUCUGCAUUCGGCACAUCUGCUGUUUGCUUGAUGCUGAAGGGGCCCGGAACACUCAACGGCUGAAGAUCUUCACAGACCUGGCCUGGCUGCCACACCGGCUCAAGGUCUGCAUGUGCUGCGACGGUCCCUCCAGGACCGUCGCAGCACAUGCAGACCUUGAGCCGGUGUGGCAGCCAGGCCAGGUCUGUGAAGAUCUUCAGCCGUUGAGUGUUCCGGGCCCCUUCAGCAUCAAGCAAACAGCAGAUGUGCCGAAUGCAGAUCCGGCCCGUCCAGAGUCCUCGAUGGCCCUCACAGGUCAUGUUGAUACUGAGCUGGUGUUUCUGCCAGGCCAGGUCUGGGAAGAUCCUCAGCCAAUCAGUGUCCAUGACCUCUCCAAUAUUAAGAACAUGACGGAUGCUGAUUCGGCCUGUCCUGAGUCGCCUUCGUCUGUUCAAGACCCCUCUGAUAUUGAUGGGACUGAUGAAAAACCCAAGAAAGGAAGGAAAGGCAAAAGAGUCUCUGCUUUCUUCAAGAGAGUAUGGAAGGCUGCAACGCGCCCUUUCCUGUGCUGUGACACAGAUGUAGUCCAGCAUCUUACACCACAACCUGAGCCUGAGCCUGAGCCUGAACCUGAACCUGAGCCUGAGCCUGAACCUGAGCCCGAGCCCGAGCCCGAGCCCGAGCCCGAGUCCGAGUUCGAGUUCGAGUCUGAGUCUGAGUCUGAGUCUGAAGUCAGUUCUUGA